This is a messenger RNA of Mycena indigotica, 414 nucleotides long. RefSeq lists its product as uncharacterized. The record is from RefSeq and is a predicted model, not a curated record. The transcript has 3 exons. Lineage: Eukaryota; Fungi; Basidiomycota; Agaricomycetes; Agaricales; Mycenaceae. The coding region runs from base 1 to 414 and encodes 137 amino acids.
AUGUCACAAAUUAAAGGCUUCGAUAGUUGGAUCGACAAGCUGAAAAUUGAUCCGUCUCGCAUACGUUCUCUGCAGUCUUCUGCUCAUCAUGUCGCUCACGAACACAAUGACGGUCUUCAAGUUGGCUGGUCUUGGCUUUUCGCUGCUUUCGCUGUUGCAUCUCAGGCUGCGGGUGUUCGCGCCGUAGACCAACGGAGACGUCCUCACUUAGGACUACAAAGGCGAAAGUUGCUUACUCGAAUGAACUCUUCGGAAUGGGUGUCGUUUGCAGCGACCUACCUAUUCCAGCAUCGAUUACUUACUGUGGACGGAUGCCAGUGGGAAGGCCCUGUCGUUCUCCAUCUUUUCAACCAUAUGAUCAUCCCAGCGGACCCAGCCACUUAUUUGCUGGCCUACUACCGCACAACUGUUUGA